Messenger RNA from Microplitis demolitor, 4965 nucleotides. RefSeq lists its product as uncharacterized. Gene Ontology annotation, cellular component: cytoplasm. The record is from RefSeq and is a predicted model, not a curated record. NCBI's taxonomy places the organism in Eukaryota, Metazoa, Arthropoda, Insecta, Hymenoptera, Braconidae. Bases 170 to 2260 code for a protein of 696 amino acids. The transcript is spliced from 4 exons. Gene Ontology annotation, molecular function: protein binding; chromatin binding.
UUCCCAACCUGGGUAAUACAAUUUAUUUGAGAUUUAUUUCCUGUUAUUAUGCUCCACUGAAAUACUUACCGGCUCGGGUCUUUUGUUUACUUCAGCAAAUGAGCAGAUAAAAAAAAACCGAGAACGAGAACAAGAGCAAAGGCAAAAAGACAAGAUUGAAGGAGGGAAAAUGUGGUGCUCAGUGACUGCUGCUGGAACGGAAAAUGGUCCAGCACCACCGUCGAGAAGUAAACAUAGUGCGACAUUACUUGGAGGUCAUGUUUAUCUUCUGGGAGGUAGAAAUGGAAAUCUCCCUCUGAAAGAUCUCUGGAGGUAUAGUUUGGCUGAGAGUCGGUGGGAGGAGCUACAUCCCAGUGGAGAACGACCUCCAGCGCUUCAGGAACACAGCGCAGUAGCAUACAAGGAUUGUUUAUACGUUUUCGGCGGCGAGCUGGGCUUCUCCGCGGGCACUGAAACCCCUCUAUGGGUCUACACAGUGAAGACAAAUUUGUGGAGAAAAAUACGAGCGCAGAGGGGGUGCGCUGUGCCGAGAGGACGAAGAGGUCACACGGCAUUGGUGCAUCGAGGGCAGAUGUUAAUCUACGGUGGAUAUCAAGAUUUACGUGGUAGUUCACCGGAAUUGUGGGCGUUUCACUUUGAGACGGAAUCUUGGCACUUGUUAUCGUCAAGUGAAUGUGGUCCAGCACCGCGUCAUAAACACUCGGCAGUUUUGCACUGCGACUCGAUGUUUAUUUACGGGGGUAUGACAGAUCUACAGGAAAGAAAUGACUGCUGGAAGUGGGACGUUAAGUCAGCAAUGUGGACUAUGUUGAAGAAUAAACCGGGACCUGGAGCACUACAUGGUCAUGCUGCAUGCAGAUUGCCCAGUUGUAUGUUGAUAUUUGGCGGUGAAACCAAUGGACUGGCGACUAAUGAUCUUUGGCGGUUUCAUUUUGCCACAGAAACAUGGGAGAGAUUGACUGUACCUGGGCCAAAGCCGCAACCAAGAGCUGAAAGUGUUGCUCUUGCUGUUUCGGAGCUUGUUAUCAAAGGCAGUGGGAUGCAAGAUAAUCAACGGCCAAGGUUGCGUAGCAACAAAACAAGAUUUUCAUUGUCUGGAAGUGGUGGGAAUCGAGUGUCACCAUGUGAAGCUCCAACGAGACCAAGUUUCCUCAAAGAAAUAUCCAAACUUUCACAAAUAAAUCUUUCAAGACUGAGUCAUCCCAACAAAUGCAGUUAUUCGGUAUUGAGUGGCCAAGAAGACACUGAAGAGUGUCCGCAAGAUGUUAAUUCUUAUUAUCCGUUCCAGCAGGUUGAUUCUGAAUUAGCAGAACCAUCAAGCGGUAUGGUGAAAUCACGAAGUGCUAAUGCGUUAGCUCGACGAAGACAGCGCACUUUGGCGGAGGCUAACAGAUCCAGCUUUGAGAGUUCAUCUUAUGAAGCUAAAAGUGCUCGCAUGACUCGCGAGCCGAUUUCUGUGCCAAACUUCCGUGCUCUGACUCUACCUACGCCUGUUCUUACGCCCGUGGAAGCCGCGAGACUGGUGUUUGUCGAUCCCGACGAAGACAGCGAUGAUGAACAGAAAGGAUUAGCGACCACGCGACUUAUAGAUGUCGCUGAAGAAAAAGCCGAUUUCGAAACACUUCAUCAAGCUUGUCAGCCUACGCGCGGGGAAAGCUACAGUUCUCAUCUGUACGAAGCUGUACAGAGUCCUAAGACACCUUGUGCAACUAAAAUUCCAACUUCAGCAUCUGUACGAUUCGCGGAUCUAGAAGAAGGUGAAGAAUCAACCUCGGAUUACGCGAGUAUAGAAGCAAGAAGUCCCGGAGAUCCACUCGCAGACGACGACUGGCCUGACAGAAAAAAGUCUAAACAACGCGCGCCAACGAUACGUGAAGGACAAUUCGGAUUUUGCAAUCCAAAUUAUUUAGGACUCGAAGCUACUGAUGAUAAAUUUGCAAAAAUGCUUAAUAGUCCACCUGACAGUGUCCUCGAAGAUGCUCCAGGUAGAUCAGCCUCACAGACUUUCGCAGAGUUACUCGAGUUGCAGGAAAUAAAACCAAGAGCACCACCCAAGAGCCUGGCUCUCGGUUCCCCAUCCAGGAGAGCUGUCAGUGCGUCACGUGCUGAAAGACAAAGAGAAAAACUUGCUGCCAGUGAAGCUGUUACACCAGCACCCCUCUAUGUUUUUUUGGUCGGCGGUAAAGAAAAGGGUCUUGCUGGUGUUUUUGCACGACCCGUAUCGCUCUGGAAGCUUCAAUUAGCUCCGCAUAUUUUUUAAUCAAUCACGCUGUAAUCUAAUCAACCAAUACCAGUUUUUGCUGAAAGUUUCCUCAUCAUUUACCAACUAGAGUGUUGAUAAUUCUAGUGGUUGUAAAAAAAUUUUAAAUUACUUGCCAAAUGGAACAGAGUAUUAUUCGUAUUCUUUUCGUCAAAAAAACGUAACAAAAGUACCUAUUUGAGACCGUCAUAUACACUCGAGUAAACGAAAUUUAUAAUAUAUAAAAUAAUAAUCAAAUGAAACAAAGGCAAUAAAUGUAUACACAUGACUUAUGAGAAAACUUUGAUGAUAAAUAUAUAAUCCACUAUACAAUAUUUUAAAAAAGUAUAUAUAUAUAUGUAUCUAUAGAAAAAAAAUGAGAUUGAUGUAUUAAAAGUGAUUUCGAAACCGUAACGAUGGAAUGUCAGUUGUCAAUUUAAGAAAGCUAUAAAAAUAAGUAAAUAUAUAAACAGCUGGAUAUUAUUAAAAAUAGAUGACGAUAAGAAUAAAGAAAUCAAUGUAAGAAUGUAUAGAAAAUUUAUAAAGCAAGUCUUGUAUUUAUUUUUGCUGCCUACUGUAGAGACAUUACAUAAUAUUUGUAUACUUAUGAUAUAAAUAUGCUGUUUUCUUUGAUCUAGUAAACACGGAACACGAUAACAAAACCGAAAUGUCUUUUCAAGUAUAUAUAUAUGUUAAGUACAUGUCUCAUGACAUAUUAUUGCCAUAGAAACAGAAUUGUUCAAACUAUUAUACAAUGAAAAAAAAAUGUCAAAUCAAUAUUUUCGGAUACGAUAUGCAAUUUCUUACUACGAAUUAUUCAAAUUUGUAUAUUGGAUGAUAAUAUUCCUUAAAAAAAAAAAAUUACAAAAAUUUUACAUCUUUAAGGACAUUCUCAGACAGUACCAGCCAGUUUUUGAAAAUGUUCAAUAACGAAUUGUCAUAAGCGAAUUAAAGUUUUAUUAAAUAAUUAAAGAAUAAAUUGGAGCAUUUGGAAAAAAGACACUGGAGUUGCAAUUGCCGCCGAGAUAUAAAUUUUAAAAAAAUUACUUACAGUUGUUAUCAAUUAGAAGUCAAACGAAAUUAAAAUUAAAGUUCUAAAAGUAAAAUCAGGCAGCAAUGAAGUAUUUUAUUCAUGUAAUUGUCAUUUAAAUCUAAAUAAUGCAGGUAAAAAUAAAAUAAUGUCAAUUUACUGGUCAGGUUCAUUAAUUGGGACUGUCAUCUUCUAUCUUGGCGAAAAUUUCAACUCCGUUGUCCUUUUUUCAAUUGAUGCUCAAAUUUAAAAAAAAAAUUUAAAUUCAGCUAUGGUAGUCAAGCUAUUUAAAAUUUAAAAAAAGUGGCGGGCAAUGACCGAGAAUGCCCUUAAUGAUAUAAAAAAAUGUAUUUAACGCGCAAAAGCUAUUUAGCAAUUAGCGCAUAGUAUUAUUACAAUUAAUAAUGCAUUUGUUUACUUACACAUCGGUAUUAUAAUUGUAGUUAGUAAUUUUUACGAUAAUCAUCUUUUGAAUAAGAUAAUAAUAAUAAGCGUACUAAUAAACAAAUAUAAUUAGUGUUAUAUAACAGAAUGGUAUUAAUUACAAGUUCAUAUUGAACUACUCGAUCUAUAUUCUAUAACAUUAAUUAAUUAAUUUAAUAAUGAAGUAACUAGUCGAUACUGUUUAUUGUAGAAUAAUUAUUUUUAUGGGUAAGAGUACUUGCGUGAUUUAAAUGCCAAAAGAUAAGAUGAAUAAAAAUGAAAGGGAAAUAAUUUACUCUAGUAACUAUAAAUUAUUUUUUAUGCUUCAGUUCAGAACUGACACAGGGUAGCGUAAAAAAGUUAAGUUAGGAUGCCAUACGUCCAGAUCAUGCAAGUUGUCUAAAAAAUUUUUUACGCGAUUGCUCAAUCCAACGAGAAGUGACGUACGCAUGUGAAAAAUUAAAACGUCCAAGUGGACCGGAACUUAAUUAUUAUAUUUAUUAGUAGUAUAUAUUGUCCAGCCAAUUUUGUGUGAUUAUUUAUUAUGUUAAUUAUAUGAUUGCGUAUUAUUUAAAUGCCCAAUGUGGCCCGAUGCAUAUAAUCCAUCCAAGUAGAUAGUUUUAACGGUGAAUGUCCUUUAUGUUGGACACUGACUCUUUUUAAAUAAAUAUUUUAGUUAUUAUUAUUAUAGUAAGAUCUAAGUUGGUCUGUUGAUAAUACACUGAUCAAAAAAAUUAAAGGAUUUUUUAGCAAUUUUGUCUAGAAACCCUUUUGGUUUGAAUCCUACUUUUUAAUUUGAGAGCUCCAAGAGCUUUGAAAGAUAACUUUUUGCUGUCAUUGGCAUUCGAAGGAAAGAUUUCAUUUCCGGCUGAUAAUUAAUUACUCCUUUUAUUUUUGUGACCAGUGUAUUUGUGAAAUGAUAAUUUUAGGCCAUUCUUAAUCUUUAUAAAUUUUAUUUGACAGAUGUUACAAUUAAAUUAAUUGGCAACAUUUUAAAUCUAUAAAAAUUUACAUUUCAUAAUUAUUAUUAUUAUUGUGAUAAUUUAUCAAUAAUUAAAUUAACAAAUGUUUAAUUCAUGGGAUUUAGUGCAAUUAUCAAGUUAAAUACUAACACAUAUCAUGUAUGUAUUGAUAAAUUAUAUUAAGUUAUUCAUUUUGUUGAUUGUAAACAAACUAGUUGAUAAUAAGUAAAUAAAUAAAUAUUAUCAGCGUCCAACUUUAAAGCCGCACCAAAAUUAAAAAUUUAAAAAUAAAUCAAUGUUUUCCAUUUUCG